AUGGUAUUAUUUGCAAGUACGCUUCUUGCGUCGUUGGCGGUGCCUCUUGUACAUGCGCACGGUCAAGUACGCUGGUUCAUCACCUCGACGACGACGUACCCUGCCGCAGACGCCUAUGCAUCCUCUCCUAAUCCCAAUAGUCCGAUUCGCAAGUUGAAUACGUAUGGACCCGCGGCGCCGUUUACGGGUGCGGAUAUUACGUGUGGGCCUGGUGGGAAUAAUCCUGCGGCGGUCAUUGCGCCUGUGGUCGCUGGGAGUACGGUUACGUUUGAUUGGGGGACGUGGACGUCUUCGCAUCCAGCUUUUGUAGGACCCGUCAUGACCUAUAUCGCCGCAUGUCCAAAUGGAUGUAUGAACUUUAAGGGAGACACGGGAAAUGUCUGGGUUAAAAUUCAACAGGACGGAUUCAAUGCUGCGCGCACGCCUCAAUGGGCCGAGCAGCUCAUCGAGGCUGGAGGUCAAAGCGGUCACGGAACGUGGAGCGUGACGAUUCCUAGCACGUUGCCGGAUGGAGAAUAUAUCCUCCGCCAUGAAAUUCUUGGAUUACAUUUAUCAUACGAGUUGAAUGGCGCACAGUUUUACCCGAAUUGCGUCCAAAUCAAGAUUACGGGCGGUGGAAACGUGGGCCUGCCAUCGGGCGUCGCCUUUCCUGGGGCGUAUCAACCGACUGACCCGGGCAUCUAUUUGCAGCUCUAUACGGUCACUACGACGAACCCUGCGUAUACUAUUCCUGGAGGACCGAUUCUCUACCCACCGAAUGGGACGACGACGACGUCUACAGUGGUGACGAGUACGUCUACGAGGACGACGAGUAGGAGCACUGCGAGUACGUCAUCGACGAGAACGACUUCCUCCUCUUCAAGUGCUACGACGCCUGGAGCCACACCGUAUGGACAGUGUGGUGGAAUGGGAUGGAAUGGGCCAACGACGUGCACGAGUGGAAAGACGUGUACGGUUCUGAAUCCUUAUUACAGCCAAUGUUUGUAG
This is a messenger RNA of Serendipita indica DSM 11827, 987 nucleotides long. NCBI's taxonomy places the organism in Eukaryota, Fungi, Basidiomycota, Agaricomycetes, Sebacinales, Serendipitaceae. The record is from the annotation of a GenBank genome assembly.